AUGGCAAAAGCAGCACAAUUGGCGUCGAGGAAAAGAACGAAAAGUAUUGCGGCAGCUCCGCAAAAACGUCAAAAGGUACAUCUUUUCAAGCUUCAUAAAAAUAAUUCAUCUGAAACUCACAAUCAGUUUGAAAAUUCAAUAAGCUUUCGCAAUUUUCAUUCGAGAAAUGAGCGGGCUUUAUUGAUUUGUAUCUAAAUUGAAUUUUGAAAUCAAUUCAAAUUUGAAUUCCAGAUCGCCUUUACUUCUCCACCAGUUAUUUCGGCUCAUCCACAACAUUUGACAGAAAAAAGAAGAAGAUCCAAAACACCGGCGGCUUCAACUCGACAAGCUUUGCAACAAAUAACUGCUCCAAGGUCAAACGCAGGAAAAUCGGUCAGUUUGAUUUUCAUCUCUUGUAUUUAUAUUUUUGUGAAAAAUUAGAAGUUCUUCAAAUACUUGUCAGUGAAAAAUCAAUUAAAAGUUUAUGGCUUCAAAAAAUUUUUGGCUUGUUUCUCAAAUUUAAAAACUUCUUGAAAGUCAAACUGAAGCCCUCUUCUGAAAAUAAUUCCAGACAAUUUUUCUUGAGUGACUUUAUAAGUUGUCUGAAAAUUAAUUUUGAACCCAAAUUUUCGAAAAAGCUCCUGAAAAUGUGGGAUUAAUCUGAAAAUAGAAUUCCAAACUCAUUUUAUGUAGAAAAGUAACCAUAAAAUUAUAAAUUUCAGCUCCAACCGAAUGUUUUGUCGAAUGAUGAUGAUAUUAUGCAAAGAACAACGCGGUCGAGAUCCAAAAGCGUAAUUCCAUCAGGACUUCUUCCAACUCCAAAAACAGCUCAAGCAACACCAGGAAAAACGAAUGUUUUGCCGACUGAUGGCUCUUCUCAGAGAAAAGCAAGAGAAUCCCGAUCAAAAUCGGUUGUUGGUGCACAAGGAAGAACACCUGGAAAAGCAAGAAAAUUGGAAAAGUUGCGGAAAGAAGUGGUCAGUUUUUUUUGUGAACAAUCUUUCUCUAAAAUUUUUCCUGUAUUUCUAACUCAUCUUUUAUUCAAAAAUUUGAAUCUAAAUUGUUUUCCUGUUACUCAAAAAAAGAGUAAAUAUAUAAAUAUUACAAAAAAUUUCAGAGUAACAUUUUUUUUUCUGUUUCAAACUUUUCAAAAAUUCAAUAACGAGAUUGUGAAAAAUUUCAAGAAUUGUGUUUUUGUUUUGAAAGUUGAAAAAAUCCAGCUCAAAAAAUUAGAAAAGAUUUUUAGAUUAUGUGAAACUAAUUUUUGAAUUCCCACAUAAAUUUCAAAUCUUUUUCUGAAUGUCUCAUUUGUUUUCAAAAAAUCCAAAGAUAUUUUUCAGAAUUUUGAAAGUCAAAAAGAAUUUAAUCUAAAAAAUUCCAAGAACUUUGUUCAGUCUGAAAUUAAUCUUCAAAUCUUCAAAAUCUAUUUCUGAAUUGUUUUUUGUUGUUUCUAAAUUCUGAAAAAAAUUCAGAAAAGAUUUUUUUGAUACCUAAAAAAAAAUCUGACAUGACAGAAUAACACAUAAAAAAUAUGACAAAAAAAUUAAAUUACAAUUUUUUUCAGAACGAUCUCAACAAAAAUAAUUGGAAUGUUGGAACAAAGGAAUGGAUCAAAAAGUUCAAACAAAUUCUUCCACUUUUCCUGGAUCCAACUCAAAAUGAAGUUGAAUAUGUGAAGAAUGGUUUGGAGCUUGAGAAAAUGUUGACAAGAAAAGGAGGAUUGGAAUCAUAUGAUAAGAUCUACAUAGUGAAGGAGAAAACUGGUUUGGGAAUCGAAAUUCCCGAUUCCAGAUUUGAUAUUCGUAAUGUUUGCCAAUUGUUGGGAGAUGAUUUUGAUAUUGGUGUGAUUGACGUUGAAAGACAACAAACCGAGAAAAUGAAACUGGGAGAUUUUGCAAACGAGAUGAUGAAGAAAAAAGGUCGAACAAAAAUUUUGAAUGCAAUCAGUCUAGAAAUCACGAAUUUGCCACAGUACGUUUUAUUUUUGAGAAUUCUGAAGCUUUUUGAAGCUUUCUAAAGCCUUGCAAAUUGUUCUGAAGUCUUCUGAAGCUUUUCGAAGCCUUCUGAAGCCUUCUGAAGCCUUCUGAAGCCUAUUGAAGCCUUCUGAAGCCUUCUGAAGUCUCUUGAAGCUUAUUGAAGCUUUCUGGGGUCUUCUGAAGCCCCCGAAACCCUCGGAAGCCUUCUGAAGUCUCGAAAAUUCUUCUGAAACCUUCUGAAGUCUUCUGAAAUCUUCUGAAGCUAUUUGAAGCCUCGAAAAUUCUUCUGAAACCUUCUGAAGCCCCCGAAACCCUCGGAAGCCUUCUGAAGCCCCCGAAAAAAAUUCUUCUGAAGCCUUCUGAAGCCUAUUGAAGCUUUCUGGGGUCUUCUGAAGCCCCCGAAGCCUUCGGAAGCCUUUGGAAGUCUCGAAAUUUCAUCUGAAGUCUUCUGAAGCCUUUUGAAGUCUUCUGAAGCCUCUUGAAGCCUAUUGAAGCUUUCUGGGGCCUUCUGAAGCCCCCGAAGCUUUCUGAAGCUUCGAAAAUUGUUCUGAAGUCUUCUGAAGCUAUUUGAAGCUUUCGGAAGCCUUUCAAAUAAAAAAAAUGCUUCUGAAACCUUCUGGAACUUCUUGAAUAGUUGUAAGUGCUCUCAAGCCUUCUGGAGCCUUCCGAAACCUCCAAAAUGCUCCUGAAUUUUUAUGAAGACUUCUGAAGCCUCUGGAAGCGUUCAAAAGCCAUCUGAAGAUUUUUGUAGGCCUUCUGAAGUCCCCAAAAAUGCUCCUAAAUUUUUCCGGAGAAUUCUGUAGCCUUCAAAAUCCUUCUCAAGCAAAAAAAUUGUUUUUGCAAAAAAAAAUAUGCAAAACAAUCUAGAAAAUAAAUCAGAUUUCGAAAACACAAAAACAAAGAAUUGUUUACAGGAUCAGUUCGAUGUUCGAGCAACCAAAGAUGGUGAGAAAGCUGUCAAUGACUCAAAAAUUGAUCGACAUUGGCCAUCUUCCGAAAAAUCUCCAUCCGACUGUUCGGAACUACUUGUUAAUGGGAAUGAAAGAUUCUUACACGAAUUCACAUUGCGAUUUUGGCGGAACCAAUGUAUACUACCAUCUCGUUUCCGGCAAAAAAGUCUUCCUUGUCGCACCACCAACUGAAAAUAAUCUGAAGAUGUUUGCCGAUUUUGAACUGCGACAAAAUCGCACAGAAUGGUUCUUCGACCAAGUGUUGGAAGAUGUUCGAAUGUUUGAACUGGAGCGCGGCAUGACACUUAUGAUGCCUGGAGGUUGGAUUCAUUCAGUAUUCACACUAGAGGAUAGUAUCGUUUUCGGCGGGAAUUAUCUAUCGCUUAACAAAAUCAAUAUCCAUCUUCGGUUAGUUUUUACAACGCCAAUUUUCGGGGCAUUUUUUCAAGCUUUCUACAUUGUAGAUUUAUUUCUUGAUAGAAGUUUUUAAUGAGGAAAUUUCUGGAAACUCAACCUGAUUUUCAAGAAAUUCUAGAACUGUGGUAGAAAUUUUUACAAUGAUUUUUAUUUCAAGUUAGCAUAACCUCUAGAAAAAAAUCCACCUACACCUUCUAGAAAUUUGGGCUGAUUUUCGAAAAAAAAAGUUUAUCGUCUAGAAUUGUGGUAGAAAAUUCUAAAAGAUCUAGGUAGUUUUACCAGAUUUUCAAAUAUUAGCCAAAAUAUUUUUUUUUUCAAUUUUUGAAUCAGAAAUGAAAAUCUUUUAGUCAAUUUCAAUGCUAAAUUUGGUCCCCUGGUGAAAAAAAGCCAUUAGCAAAUUUCCGGAUUUUUCGAGAUUUUAAAUUUUUAAACUAAAUCCUUCUAGGAUUGUUAGAACAUGCUCUUUCAAAUUAGCAAAACGUUUUUUUUUCAGAAUCCACGAAAUUGAAGAAGAAUUGAUCCAAAAACAAGUGAUCGAUUAUAGUUUGACUUUUCCAAAUUUCGAGCUAAUUCAACUUCGUGUAUUGAAAUGGAUCCUGUUGCCAAAAUUGGUUGAAGCGAAUGAUCAAAAAUUGGACAUGGAAAUGGUGGAUCGAAUUGGAUGGGCGGCCAUUUAUCAUAUCAAUCAAUAUAAAAAUGCAUUGUUGGAAAGUGAAAAAACUAGAAGAGGAAAACGAAUGAUAAAGGAAUAUGAGCGAACAUUCACGGAUCUUGAUCAACAAAUGAAACAACAGGAAAGAUUGAAAAAGACCAACAAAUUGUGAGUUUUGAAAUUUGGAAAUAAUUUAAUUUGAUUUUUUUUGCAGGAGAACUCGACAAACAUCCGCGGUCCCAUCAUUACAGUGA
Caenorhabditis angaria is the source of this 4228-nucleotide messenger RNA. The record is from the annotation of a GenBank genome assembly. Lineage: Eukaryota; Metazoa; Nematoda; Chromadorea; Rhabditida; Rhabditidae.